CGCAGCGUCCAAGCCAAUGGAGUAGUUGAGCCUCCCCAAGCCGCCCCCGGUUCAAGCUAGCCGCGCCUGUGCAGGAGACAAGACGCGGCGAUACGGGGAUUACCUAGAUACAGUUCAUGUAUGGAUGUACACUGUAGUCAUACGUACAGGCUCCGAUACUACGCCGGCCCAGGCAGGGCAGUGAUUGUUACAAGUACUUUCCAUACUCCAUAACAUCGAACUCCGUUACUGGCCUUGCUUCCUAGUUUGUUUGUUAGGUUAGCUAACUAACCUUCUUGCAACGCUCUCUGCUUCCCUUUUCUUCGUCCUCUUCUCUCAUCUUCCUCUUCCUCUUCUUCCUCUUCUCCUCUCCUUUGUGUCUCAACUCCCUCUCCUCCUCUCUUUUCUUCCGUUUCCCUCUGGAGAGUUCAUCCUCCUCCUCUCCUCCUCUCCUCCUCCCCCUCCCCAACCUGUUAAUUCCCAGGAGAGAGAAAGCUGGGGAAAUCUGGUGCGUCUGGUGUGGCUGACCUCGAUCGUUGACUGUCAUCCAGUCACCUUCAUCGUCUCCCACCUUUCUUCCAUUUCUCCUCAAACCACCGCCCCCUCCGUGUCGAGCCUUUUUAUUUUUUUCGAGGGUCUUCCUGACCUUCGAUUCUCGACUCCUCUUCUUCCUCCUCUUCCUCUUCUUUCGUCCCGCUCCGUUUCCUUUUAUUCCCCCCUUCCUCCCUCUCCCCUUUUUCGACGGUGCCUCCCUCCCCUUCUCCAAUUGUGACAUUGACGGUUCUUUUAUUGCCGUUCGUCUUCAGUUUCACCACCCGAGUUAGAAGAGAGUAAAAAGAAAAUAUAUAAAAAAUUACAAUAAGAAAAACCAGCAAGAACAAAAAAAAAAAAAAAAAAAAAUCCCUUGGGUCGUCUGCUCUGGGACUCUUUUCUGCUGGAAAAGAUCUCAGCGUCAAUAGGCAUUGAGCCUCUCCUUGCGUUCGGUGAGGAUUGUUUUCAUACCGCGGACUCGCCCACGCCAAAGUCAGGCAACCCUGUGAAGGCUCUGCAAUUGUACACUGUGGAACUUCUUUUUUCCACAUCAGUAGUAAUCUAGCAGCUUAAGUUGUUGGCUUGACAGGUGGAGACGUUGACUCGUCGUUCACCCGGCCAUUUGCCGUCGAUUUUCGAAUUCAACCUUACCCGAGUUCCAGAUUAGAUGACGCGACUGCUACUGAAGUAAGGGUGACCAUUUGCCCUUCUUGCUAAACGUCAAACUGGCUUUUUUUCACUUUCAUUUUAUAUUCGGUCGACUGACCACUUCACUUUAAACGUGCCGAUUAUUAUCGUCACAUAACUCUCCUUAAUAUUUCACCAACUAAUUUUCAAUCUUUUUACAACCCACUUAAUACACGACUGUCACUCUCUUUUCCCUUCCGUCGUUUCUUUCUUCAGCUUUUGAGAUAUACGGGUUAUAUUCCAGGUCCUCUCUUUCGCGACAAGUUGACGCAACGCGUAAACUUGUCGAUUUCGAUUUCUCCAGAGCGUCUAUCAAUAUGGCUUACCAACAUCGCCCCACCUCGUCGUUCCAGCCGUGCGACUCAUACUUCGUGGAGUCGUAUGAACCAGAGUAUCAUGGUCCCAGGCUGGGUCCAAAAGAGCAUGCAAAACUGAUCGCUCGCGAACGUCAGUUUGCGAUUGCUGAUGAGUUAUCAAAACAAGUUAGCGAUGAAUAUCAAGAUGAUAUUCUAGCUCACAUGCUCAUGAUGGAUUCCUCGACCCUGCCGGAUGUUGAUUCGAUUGAUAUCCAGACCGAGAUCCAGUGGUUCAUGCGUCCCUAUCUCCUCGAUUUCCUCAUAGAAGCACAUACUGCCUUCCAGCUCUUGCCGUCGACCCUAUUCCUUACUGUCAACUUGUUAGAUCGGUAUUGUUCCAAACGCGUGGUAUACAAAAAACAUUAUCAGUUAGUUGGUUGUGCAGCCCUACUAAUUGCGGCAAAGUAUGGAGAUAAGAAGGAUCGUGUCCCAACAAUCAAGGAGCUCAAGACUAUGUGCUGCUCUCAAUAUGACGAGGACAUGUUCGUACAGAUGGAAUGGCAUGUUCUGCAAACCCUUGGUUGGGCGAUAGGUCAUCCCACUGUCGACAGCUUUCUACAGCUGGCAGUUGUAGAUACUCCAUAUGAUCCAGAGGUAGAACAUCUGUCGCUUUAUAUUUUGGAAAUAUCACUAUUCCAUAGGGACUUUGUUUCGAAACUUUCAUCGGAUCUCGCACGAGCUUCGCUGGCUCUCGCUCGAUGCAUCCUAAACCGCCCUCAACCCCGAAAUACAGACUGGGCUUCGCAUUAUGAUUCCCUGACUUUGGUAAACUUGUCUCAGCACUUGGUCCAGCCGUCGCAGGUCCUCUGCAGGAAAUACUCGUCCGCACGUUAUUCUCGGGCAUCGAGGCUUUUAGAGCAAUUCCUUGCCCACCAGGCGUCGAUACCUAAGGCCUACACCCCGCCAACCCCAACAGCGGAUACUUCUUCUGAACAGCUCAAACCAUACAACGGAGAGAUGGGGCUUGCAACACCUCAAAAACCCCAAUACCAGUCGACGAUGCCCAAUGGAUACCUGACACCACCAAUCACCCCUGAAAACGAGGCGUUCGCCGGUGCUGUGAAUUCCAAUAUCCCAAAGUCAAUUCCAGGUAUUACCAAUGGCUCCCCGACACCGCCCUCCAGUGCCCAAUUCCCACAAGCUUAUCAUCACCGUCUAGAGGAUAACCCCUACAGCCAGCAUCAGCACUUUGCUCAGCAGCAGUCCGUUGGGUACAAUGGGGUGUUUUGAGAUACAAUCAACCGCACAACCUUUUUACUUCUACUGUUUUAGGCGCGGAAUGAGCUGACUGCAGAAAAGCCCCACGACAUACUACGCUAAGCUUCGCAGCCAGCCCUCAAUAUCGCAUCGGAUACUCGCCUAUUGAUGCACAACGCUCCCACAACAACUUCCCCGGGAGUACCUACGUCCGAUUGGGAUUUCCACGGGGCGCGGCAGAUAUCACCCGAUAUUAAUUAAUCCAGGCUUAAAAAAACGACCGAAAGGCCCUACCCUCCCCGAAUAUCGUGUUUUUGUUUUUAUUAAUUUUUUUUUAUCGCAUUAACUACCCAGAAAUUGCGUUUGAAAAGAUCAAUACACACGCACGCAUGUUUUUAUUCAUUUAGUUAUUCUGAAAAUAUUUUUUCUAUUUUCUUACUUCUAAUUACCUAGUUUGAUAUCAUCAUCUGUUUGUCUUCUCGACAGGAUGUAUGAAAAACUUUUUUUUCCAAAUCUAGCAUUUUGCAAGCGCGAGUCGUUUCUAAAUCGAAGAUUCCAAAAAUUUUGUUUUGUCUAUGUAUCAUCUUCCCCCCCCCCCUUUUUUUCCUCUUUUUUAUUUCCUUUGUUAGUGAAGCGUUCCGCGAAAUUCAUCCAUCCAUCCAUCCUUGUCAUUGUCAUUGUCAUCAUCAUCAUCAUCACCACCUCCCAUUUUUCUUUCUCCCUCUCAGCUACUUGCCACUUGCCCUCUACUCAAUGUACUCGUUCGGUUGUCUCCUUUUCUUCACUCCCUUAUUUGCCUUAUUUGCAUGCAACUGUGUAAACAUGUGUAUGUGUCUGUGUGAUUCCAUUACCCUAAACCUGUACCCCUUAUCCCCUACCCCGUGCCCCUCUUACACACACCCUUUAAUACCGUUUUGAAUAUUUUAUAUACCCCCUCCCCCACCCAUAAAGGAAACGCAGAAAAAAAUUGUCCUGUAAUUCCCCCCUCUUGUUUUCUCUUCCCUUCUCUUUCUACAACAAGAAGGGAAGGAGCGGUGGUUAGGAACAUAAAUACAAAUAAUGGACUCAGUCAAACACGAAAAAAAGAGCAGUGCGAAUCUUUCUCUCUUUCUCUCUUUAUUUUCUUUCUUUUCCAUAAAAAGAUAAGAAAACCGUGUCAAAGACCAACCCAAAAAACAGUGCAAUCCUACAAAAAGGUUGAGAACGGGGAAGCGCGCGGAGCAGUUUCAUUUCAAAGAAUGCUACCUGCUGCUGCUGCUUCCCUCUUUACAAAAAAAGUCAUGUUUCCCUUUUCGUUUUGAGCUUGUGACGUUGUUUUUCCGUUGCUGUCUUUGCUAUGCCUGCCUCUUCUAAGAAGUUUUCGUCUCUGAUGAGAUGAAGGGAAGAUAAGAAGGGAAGGGAAAAGUAAUCAAUCAUAGAGAUAGUAAAAAAAAAGAAAAAAAAAUUGUACUCGCUUAUGAUCAUCUCAUAUGAGAUGCUGAUGAGAUAGCUUAUCAUCGUUGCUUUUCAGUGAGACUGUCUCCCUGAUCACUCUAUUGCAUGCAUAACUCUUAUGCUGAGGAACCCUUGACGCUAGGCGCUUGGCGCUUAGAACCAUUAAAUUGAACAACUUCCUGCACUUUUAUUUGAUUUUACUUAUUAUUUUAUUAGCGGAUAUUUGCUCCACUCCGCCAAUGGGAUCAUGGGGAUAGUGGAUAGCAAAUUGAACCAGCGCUGAAAUUAUUUUGAGGAGUGGAGAACUUCCAAGCACUUGGCCUAGAGGGCUGAUGCAACCCUGCCUGUCUCUUCUUUCUGAAUGAUGACAUGAAUAUUCAUUCUUUUACUUUUAUAAAGGACUUUUGAAUAGGUUCGGGAGGCCAGAGGGGAUAGUUGAGAGGAUUCUUUUGAUUGUUUGGUUCUUCUCUUUCCUGUCUAUGAAGAAGAUACAGGGCAUCCAUCAGCGAGGGAGAAAAGGGGUUAGAUAGGCAGCAUGCAGUGUUUUCAAACUUGAUGUAUGAAGCUCUGUUCCUCUGUGUCUAGGUGGAUGGAGGUCGGGCGUUAUUCAAUCGAACAAUGGAACACUCUAUAUAUCGUCGACUGGAACCGCAUAUUUCUUUGAAUGUAGGUGGAAUCAGCUUGUUGCUCAAUGGUUCUUCAGGGGGGGGGGUGAAUGCGCUCAGCAAGAAUUUUACCCUUGACAAGAAUCCGUCGCUGCCAGUUUUGCUUUCUGACAUGAAGAAAGGUGGCCGCGAGGGGGUAAGGAGAAGCUGAUGGAUGCGUAUGAGGAAUGUGAGGUAGAUAUCCUCAUUAGGAGAGAGGGUUGGAUUUAAGCAAUCAUUUUAUACAAUCCAAACGCCCUCCUAUCAUUCUUUACAUACACAGGAACUUGCACUCUGCCGUCCCAUCUCAUCUCUGUCCCCAUCUGGUCGACGUGCAUGCUUCGCAUUUUCUUUCUCUGGAGAUUCCAUUGAUUGGAAAUUCGAUCUUGUCCCCCCCUGCCUGGCCCUACUCCGUACGGCGUACACUACCUAGCAUACGAAGUAUACUAUGCGUAUAUAUAUAUAUCUCAUAUCGACUGCACAGGCUCACAGCGUAACCCACGACCCGACGACACCCUCCAGUACGGAGUACAGUAGU
Molecule: messenger RNA, 5366 nt
Organism: Blastomyces dermatitidis ER-3
Lineage: Eukaryota; Fungi; Ascomycota; Eurotiomycetes; Onygenales; Ajellomycetaceae
Product: G1/S-specific cyclin Cln1
Exons: 5
Coding region: 1515-2783 (422 amino acids)
Biological process (GO): regulation of cyclin-dependent protein serine/threonine kinase activity; mitotic cell cycle phase transition
Cellular component (GO): nucleus; cytoplasm; cyclin-dependent protein kinase holoenzyme complex
Molecular function (GO): cyclin-dependent protein serine/threonine kinase regulator activity
Source: RefSeq, a predicted model, not a curated record